CUGCUCUUCUUGUGAAUGUACACAUUGCGCAUGCGCUGAGGACAGACCAUAGACUGAACAUUUUUUCACAGUCUAUGGGACAGACCUGGUGGUGUGUGAUAUAAACAUGGCGGGCAGCGACGAUAUCCUUUGCCUAUCUCCGGAGCUGGAGAAGGUGCAUAAAAUGAUCCUGGAAAAGGAGGACCUGUUUUCUCUCUCCUUCUGUAAAGUCUGCAGCGCUGUCCUACUUUCUAAGAAGCAGAGGUUGAGCCAUUAUACGGGUAGAAAACACGCCAACAAAGUGCGGCAGUAUAUCUCUCUGCAAAAUGAGAAAGAACUGCUCAUCAAGAAGCAGAAAACGUCCGACUCUCAGGAUGGGAGCAACGGCGACUUGGACAGGACAAAGGCCUGUCAGUUAUGCAACACCAUCUUCACCUCGAAAGCUGUAGCCGAGUCUCACUAUCAGGGCAAGUUUCACGCCAAGAGGCUGAAAUUGGAAAUGACUCAAGUAAAGCUUGCAGGUAAAGCCUCCAUGGCGGAUCUGCCAAAGGAAAAACCUGGACUUGUUGUAGCAAAUGUGAAGGGGAAGUACCACAACCCGGAACGCUUCUGCUCCAUCUGCGACGCCAGCUUCAACAACCCGCUCAUGGCACAGCAGCACUACAAGGGCAGAAAGCACAAAAAACGAAUGACGCGGGCCAAGCUGAUGGAGACGUACGGCUUCUCCUCCGCACAAACUCCCACACUGUUGAGCUUCAAGUGCGUCGCCUGCAACAUCGAGGUCAACUCUAUUAGUCAGUACCAGUCUCAUCUAAGCGGUGCCAAACACAGGAAUCAGAUGAAGAAAUCAGGUGGGAAGAACACGACGGAAAACCAGCAGUCACCAGAACACACGCAAGGAGGCAGCGAGCCCAUGGACGACCAGUACACACCUGCAGACGACCGGUACACACCUGCAAACGACCAGUACACACCUGCAAACGACCGGUACACACCUGCAGAUGAUGAGUACACACCUGCAGACGGCCGGUACACACCUGCUAACGACCGGUACACACCUGCAAACGUCCGGUACACACCUGCGGACAAUCGAUACACACCUGCUGACGACCACAAGACACCUGUGAACAACCGCUACACUUCUUUGGACGACCAGUACACACCUGGAGACGACCAGUACACACCUGGAGACGACCAGUACACACCUGGAGACGACCAGUACACACCUGGAGACGACCAGUACACACUUGCAGAUGACCAGUAUGGUUCUGACGAAGAGCAGUACUGCAUUGAGGAUGAACAGUGUGCCGUUCCUUACCAGUACACCCUCGAAGACGGCGAGUUCUCCGAGCUGCCGCAGUACACCUGAGACUGUCAACAAGCAGCCCCUUUAUCACACUUCCACACCCCAGCAGUUUACCUCUUCCUCUUUUUAUUUCUGUGCAAACCAUCAGAAGUAAACUUCAGUGUGGAAUCUAGAAAAACCGUCAUUGUGUUUCAUUUUUCUGAGGUUGUUCCAGAGUCUGACCGGAGCAGAGCUCCACAGGAAUUUCAUUUUCAUCCGUUUUCUGUCCAUCACUUUAAAAACAUGAGAGGAUUAAAAAAAAAAAGUGACUUCUCCUGUCAGAGUGCACGUCUCGUGCUUAGCGCUUGCAGAUGCUGUCACUUUUAACGCUGCAAAAUGUAAAAUAAAACAUAGGAUUGUUGGAAAAAGAAGCUGAAGACUUUUUCUACCUUCUCCAACCGAGCACGAAUGCAAAUGCUUGAAUUUCUGUAGCUUUAUUUCCUUUAAAGUUUCAGACUGAAUGAGUGAUUUGGAAUGAGAGGAACCUUGUCGUCAUGAUUAGGAUUGCAUCAAUGGUUUUUCAUGACAGCAGAAAGAAAUGAUAUAAAUACUUGAAGAAAGUGUUGAAGUGUAUCUUCAUCUGGAUGUUUGUUGGUUUGAGUUCAGGUCGACGUUCACCUGGAAGAUUUCUCCUCCAUGUUUCUUCUGGUGUUGGAGGAGAGUCCAGAUCUUCUUCAGUCAAACUCUGAUGAGAUCAGAGAAAAAUAAUGAAGGAUUUAUAGUUUAUUUGUGACAAA
Oryzias melastigma (Indian medaka) is the source of this 2061-nucleotide messenger RNA. It is a transcript of the gene znf346, whose product is annotated as zinc finger protein 346. The coding region runs from base 107 to 1348 and encodes 413 amino acids. NCBI's taxonomy places the organism in Eukaryota, Metazoa, Chordata, Actinopteri, Beloniformes, Adrianichthyidae. The transcript has 7 exons. Gene Ontology annotation, molecular function: zinc ion binding; nucleic acid binding. The record is from RefSeq and is a predicted model, not a curated record.